UCUCAACCUCAACUCAAUCCAAAACCUAUCCUGCCUCUUGAAUGACAUAGAGAGAGACUGGUGGCGGCGGCGGCGGCAGCAGCAGCAAGUAGGUAUGUGGUUGAUGCAUUUGAGAAGCGGUUGCAGAUCCUUGCACUUUCGUCAACUAUAUGCACAUUCAAAUCCGAUAACACCAACCUCCUUAUUUCGGCCAUCAACAAAGACACAUGUCACCAACAAUUUUUCUCCAUCCCAUUAAUCAAACCACUCUCUGUGGGAUCUCCCACCCCACUCUUCUCACUCCCUUCCCAUUCCUUAUUUCUCACCUCUUCCCAAUAUCUCAACAGUUUCUUUCUCCUUCACCCAGAAUAUCCCCAUUACAAUGACAUCCAUCUUCUCACCUAUAACCCCACCACUCAAAAAGCUCUCACUCUUCCUCUUGAUCCUCCACUCCCUACAACUACAACUCUCACUUGGGAGGUUAGAACCCAAUUUGGCUUCGACCCUUCAACCAAACUCCACAAAUUCCUCCGUGUUAAAUGGACAGAAUCCAUUCCACAAUCAAUUCCUGGAGUUAUUAAUAUGGUGUGCACGGUUUUGACAAUUGGCAGCAACAAGUCGUGGAGAGAGGUAAAUCAUGUGCCACCGCCGGUUGAUUCUACCAAGUGUGGUAUUGGUGGGAAAAGUAGUGUUUGUGUUAAUGGUGCAAUACAUCGGUUAACACAGUAUGGGGAUUCCAUUGUGGCUUUUGAUCUCAAAGAUGAGAAUUUUAGACUUAUCCCACUUCCCCAUGACUUCAAAAAAAAAAAAACUCUGCACCGUUCCGUUUGGAAUUUGAACGGUUAGUUGAGCUUGAUGGGUGCUUGGCCUUGGUAGCUGACGUAUAUAGCGCAGGGAUGGCCAGUUAACGAGCCUGAUAUUCUUGUGUAGACACCAUCUGCUCUCCUGAAUAAUAUUGACCCAGAUAAACGCCGUUGUUUGGAGUUUAUGCGUGGGGUAAAAUAUGUGGUGUUAGAUGAGGCAGAUAUACUUCUUUGUGGGGGCUUCCAGAAUAAAGUUAUCUGUCUAUUAAACAUGCUCCGUUUUGAUGAAAAGCUAUUGCCUCAGUCAAAAGAAUCUGUAUCUGAGAUUACCAGUGGACCUUCAUUACACUUUACUUUAGAGGAUAAAGAGGACCUACAAACUGACAUCAUAUCAGAAGGGGAGGAAAAUUCUGAGGAUGUUCAUAUUGAUGACUUAGCAGAGGAUGUUGAAGCUGGGUCUAAUAAAACAAAAGACUGGAGGAGAGUGAGAAAAAAUUAUGAGAGCAGUAAACAGUACAUUUGCGUUACAGCCACCCUUACAGUAAAUGGAAAGAAAACUGCUGGGGCAGUGUUGAAACAGAUGUUUACAGAUGCCAACUGGGUCAGUGGAAACUACCUCCAUUGUCACAACCCCAGAUUGAAGUUACAACUGAGACUCAGGCGGAUGAACUCAUAAAUGCUGUGAAUCAAGAUUUUAAAUCUAAAGCUACUGAAUGCCGAACCAUGGUGUUUGCGAAUACUGUUGAGGCUGCAGUAGCAGUGGCAAUAUAUUGUUGAAAGCUGGCAUUUUACCAUAAGGAUAUCUUCUUGGAGGAACGUUCCCAGAGCUCAACUGAUCUCAAAGAGAAAGGUGGUAUUCUUGUGUGCACUGAUGCUGCUGCACGUGGUGUUGACAUACCAAAUGUCUCACAUGUUAUUUACACUCUGUUUGUAUCGAUGUAAAAUAUUUUCCAUAAAAUAUUUUCCCAUUUUCAAG
Molecule: messenger RNA, 1758 nt
Organism: Quercus lobata
Lineage: Eukaryota; Viridiplantae; Streptophyta; Magnoliopsida; Fagales; Fagaceae
Product: DEAD-box ATP-dependent RNA helicase 22-like
Exons: 4
Coding region: 967-1458 (163 amino acids)
Source: RefSeq, a predicted model, not a curated record